AUGAAUCCCGCGCGCGCUACAGCACCUGUCGAUAUUACGCAACCUGUCAUUCACGAUAUCUUCGAGUCAAGGACAGGAACCUGGCAGUACAUUGUUGCAGACCCAGCGACGAAAGCGGCCGUCAUCAUUGACCCGGUCUUGGAUUAUGACCGGACAACUCAAGUUAUCACCACAACCUCAGCUGAUGAGUUGCUUCAGCUAGUCAAAGAAAAGGGCUACCGAGUGUUGCGGAUUCUUGAAACUCAUGCGCAUGCAGAUCAUCUCACUGCAGCCUCGUAUCUUCAAAAGCGCAUCGCAGAGGAGCGUGGCAGUAAGCCACUGAUUGGAAUUGGGCGACGAAUUGGACAGGUACAAGAUCUCUUCGGUCAACGAUAUGAUGUGCCCAGCGAAGAGCGCCAUGGUGUUUUUGAUAAACUCUUCGAAGACGACGAAAGUUUCAGCAUUGGUAACCUGAGCGCGAUUGCCAUCCAUCUCCCCGGGCACACGCCCGACCAUUUGGGUUAUAAGAUCGGAGACAACGUGUUCUGCGGUGACUCCCUUUUCCACGUCGACAUUGGGACUGCUCGUUGUGACUUUCCUGGUGGAAGCGCGAGCAACCUUUACCACUCGGGCCGCAGGCUUCUUAGCCUUCCAGAUCAUGUCAAAGUCUGGACAGGCCAUGACUAUCCCCCGGACGAUCGAGAAGGCCCGGUGCCAUGGAUGACAGUCAGCGACCACAGAAAGCUAAACAAACAUUUGCGGGACGGUAUCACCGAGGAAGAAUUCGUUGCGCAGCGCAAAGAGCGCGAUGCUAAGCUUGGUGAGCCAAAGCUGCUCCACCAGUCUCUGCAAACAAACAUACGGGCUGGUAAACUCCCACAACCAACGGCUUCUGGGCACCGCAUGCUUCGUGUACCUCUGAGGCUUGGAGGUAUGCAGUGGUAA
Molecule: messenger RNA, 924 nt
Organism: Colletotrichum godetiae
Lineage: Eukaryota; Fungi; Ascomycota; Sordariomycetes; Glomerellales; Glomerellaceae
Product: metallo-beta-lactamase superfamily protein
Exons: 3
Coding region: 1-924 (307 amino acids)
Biological process (GO): glutathione metabolic process; hydrogen sulfide metabolic process
Molecular function (GO): sulfur dioxygenase activity
Source: RefSeq, a predicted model, not a curated record